Molecule: messenger RNA, 4547 nt
Organism: Octodon degus (degu)
Lineage: Eukaryota; Metazoa; Chordata; Mammalia; Rodentia; Octodontidae
Gene: Spred2
Product: sprouty related EVH1 domain containing 2
Exons: 6
Coding region: 631-1869 (412 amino acids)
Biological process (GO): multicellular organism development; negative regulation of MAPK cascade
Cellular component (GO): membrane
Molecular function (GO): protein kinase binding
Source: RefSeq, a predicted model, not a curated record
UUUUUUUACGGUCGCAAGUAGGAAGCUUUUUGCACUCCACCACCUCUGGCCGCUGGGAAGACGUCAUCGCUUCCGCCCUACUUCCUCCUCCUGUUGGCGGUGGUGAGAAUCCAAUAUGGAGUAAAUCGGUGGAGUCUAGAGAUGGGGCUCGGACGGGGCACCCUGCACUGCCUCCAAGGCGCACCUCCCCCGGCCGCCGACAGCUCCCGGGAACCGUGAUUGGCCCGGCCCCCGGGGGCGACCCCGGACCCAGCCCCUGCCGGGUCCUCCUCCUCCUCCUCCUCCUGGCAGCCGCAGCCGCGCCGCUCCGAGGCGCGCUUGUUUUUCUCCAGCUCUCCCCCACCGCGGUCCCGGGUCCCAGAGUCGCCCUCCGAGCCCGGAGCCCCCGCCCACAAGGCCCGCGGCGCACACUCUCUUCCCCGCCGUAGCCCGUGCACCCCUUCCCCAAACCUCGCGCGGCGCUCGGGUUGCCCCGCUUCCCCUUCUGCGGCGGCGCCCCUUUAUCUCCAGCACCCCCACCCCCACCAAAUCAGGCGAUCUUCGGAGAUGUGAGGAAGGGGGGCGAGCGCACGGGAAGAUGAAGGGAGCGAAGCUGCCCGCCGCGGGACAGGCGUCUAGGUGAACAGGAAAAUGACCGAAGAAACACACCCGGACGAUGACAGCUAUAUUGUGCGUGUCAAGGCUGUGGUUAUGACCAGAGAUGACUCCAGCGGGGGAUGGUUCCCACAGGAAGGAGGCGGGCUCAGUCGCGUCGGGGUCUGUAAGGUCAUGAACCCUGAAGGCAACGGACGAAGUGGCUUUCUCAUCCAUGGUGAACGGCAGAAAGACAAACUGGUGGUGCUGGAAUGCUACGUCAGAAAGGACUUGGUCUACACUAAAGCCAACCCGACCUUCCAUCACUGGAAGGUUGAUAACAGGAAGUUUGGGCUGACUUUCCAAAGCCCUGCUGACGCACGAGCCUUCGACAGGGGUGUGAGGAAAGCGAUCGAAGACCUUAUAGAAGGCUCAACAACUUCAUCUUCCACCAUCCAUAAUGAAGCUGAGCUUGGUGAUGACGAUGUUUUUACAACAGCUACGGACAGUUCUUCUAAUUCCUCUCAGAAGAGGGAGCAACCUACACGGACAAUCUCUCCCACAUCCUGUGAGCAUCGGAGGAUUUAUACCCUCGACCCAUACCCCCCAGACCAUUACCACCUCGACCAGCGGAUGCCGAGGCCCUACCCACAGGUGAGCUUCCCAGAGGACGACGAGGAGAUCGUGCGCAUCAACCCCCGGGAGAAGAUCUGGAUGACGGGCUACGAGGACUACAGGCAUGCGCCCGUCAGGGGCAGGUACCUGGACACGGCAGCGGACGCGGACUCCUACGUGCGCUUCGCCAAGGGCGAGGUGCCCAAACACGACUACAACUACCCCUACGUGGACUCCUCGGACUUCGGCCUCGGCGAGGACCCCAAAGGCCGCGGCAGCAGCGUGAUCAAGACGCAGCCCGCCCGGGGAAAGUCCCGGCGGCGGAAGGAGGACGGCGAGCGCUCGCGCUGCGUGUACUGUAGGGACAUGUUCAACCACGAGGAAAACCGCAGGGGCCACUGUCAGGACGCGCCCGACGCUGCCAGAACUUGCAUCCGCCGCGUGAGCUGUAUGUGGUGUGCGGACAGCAUGCUCUAUCAUUGUAUGUCGGACCCCGAGGGAGACUACACAGACCCUUGCUCGUGCGACACCAGCGACGAGAAGUUUUGCCUCCGGUGGAUGGCUCUUAUUGCCUUGUCUUUCCUGGCCCCUUGUAUGUGCUGUUACCUGCCACUCCGGGCCUGCUACCACUGCGGAGUUAUGUGCGGGUGCUGCGGCGGGAAGCACAAGGCGGCAGUCUGACUCAGUUUCCCUUCUUCCCCUCCUCCAUCCACAGCCACAAAGGAACUUGUUGUCUCUUACAUACUCUCGUCCUCUCCUGUGCUCCCCUCUACCCCAAGGAGCGAGGAGAGGCGCCAUUCCAGCCUAGGGAACCCUCCUGGUGGACUCUGCGCUCCCCGGCACCUGUCGCCCACCACAUACCCAUACACACACUCUCACAGGGUUCUAAGGAAAGGAACCUUCUGCAUCGACUUUCGUGUAUUAUUACCAGCCUGUACUCAAGCUGUCUUAUCCAUGUGUUGAUUUUCCUAUCUCCUCUCCCUUCUCUUCCAGUUCAAAAGGGUCCGUGGUGCAAACUGCUGAUUUUUGGUGGGUUUUGUAGUUUUUUUUUUUUUUUAAUCAGGAGCAUCGAAGAGGAUCGAUCUUUCUCGGGUGGGCUUGCCUGGUCCUGCGGAGAUGUAAGGAGAGCAAUGAAACAACCCCUCCCAGAAGUAUUCUAACCUGCAGCCAGUUGGUAUGCUUAGGAGGUGAGCUGUCAGCAAUCGUGAACCGUGCGCAGUACUGCUCUAACUUGUCUAAAGCCACAUUGCACAUGUAAGCUACAGUGCUGUCCUUAGCCCAUCUGCAUAUUUCUACCACACACCCCCAGCCCCCAAAAUCUGUUGGAUUUAUUCACUGAUGUGAAACGUUCACCUGUAAAAUGAUGAGAAUUGAGCCUUAACUUCAGAUUAUCUUGUGCGAAUCAGGAAAAAUCCCUUAAACUGCAUUGUAUCCUCGUGGACCAGGGCUAGAAAGGGGGUUUUCAGGUUUCUCUGAGCCUCCCCACUUACCCAUAAAAUAGAACUUUUUAAAAUUGUGUUGCCACCACUUGUUUAAAAAAAUAAAAAAUUAAAAAAAAAAAAAAAAAAAAAAAAAACAACCUUAGCAAUAUUAGGAUAAGACACUAACGAAGUCCGAAGUUUUGCUUAUUGUUUCGCAAGCCGGAUAGUCUAUUCAGACAUCAGUCAGUGUUCUACGAACAAGUUCCUGUUGAAAAACACUGAAGGUUGUGGUGAAUAAAACUAUAGGCGCUCUCCCCCUGCCCCGCUACUGUUUUAUAUUAACCAGGGGGAAUUUUAAAUGUCAUAAAUUUAAAGAGUGGUGGUUUGCUUUUUGUCCGUAGAAUUAUGUUUUUUGUUUUCAUUUUGGACUCAAUUUCACAUCACCAAAUUCUUCAUUUAUACUUGGGAAAAAACAAGGCCAUAUGUAAAAACCCUUCCAAUACCUAAGUGUCUUUCUCCUGCAACUUCACACCCAGACUUGCCACUUUGGGUGCAUCGAUGGUUAGGUCAGCCAGCUGAUACUCUGCCUGUCGCCUUGCCGUGUAGGAGGCUUCUAAUUAGCUGGAAAAGAAUAUUUUUCUAACACAUUGCAAGGAAUAGCCAAAUCUUCUUAUUGAAGAAAGAAGAAACAUGAAGAAUGGUCACUUGUACCUAGCAUAGUACAAUCAACCUCGUGGAGACCGCAGGGGACAGGCCUGUCGAUGCUGGCUGUUCUUCCCACCCAUCUUCCUGUGGUGAUUGUCAGCCGACGCUGUGGCCCGGUCUCCUCUCCUCCCUUCCCUUCCCCUAUCCUUUCUUUAUUGCACACAGGACAUCAGUCUUCAAGGAAAGGAACUUUCUUACGGUCUGCCGGUCUUACUGGGAAAAUGCUAGCCAUGCUUACCUUCCUGGGAAUGUUUGCAGCUUGCCUGAGAGAGAGCCCAUCCCACUUCUUUAGACAGAUCAUCAGUGUAAAUAACCACUGUGCUUAGGAGUUAGUUGGUAGAUGUUUUCAUUUGUUAGAAUGCCUGGUUGGGGCUUUCCGGUGUGGAAAAUGAGCAGAGAGCAGUCCAUCUGGAUCAACGGAAGGAAGGGACCCUUCCCUGCCGGAAGACAUCUUGAAAACCCUCAGCCAGCCUCUAACGCUGUGGAGCGACCAACCCCCCCACCUCCCCCUAGCCCCGCCCCCAAUCCUGAGGUGUCUCCUCAGCCUUUCUCUAAGGUCACCUCUCUACAAAGCACAACACUAAUGUAUGCUUCCUCAGACCUCAGUUCAAGGGCCCCUAUUUAUUUCACUGAAAACGCACACACCCCAAUGGCUUUGUAUUUGUCACCUCCCUCUGGUCGCUACUUCUUUUACCCUUGCCCGUGUCCACCUCUUUUAGAGUUAUGCUGGCAAAUCUUACUUGGCGAACACUUCUGUGUUUGAAGGCAGUGGUUAAGGGCACAAAUACAACCACGCGGACAUCUGUGUAAAAGCGUCUCUCUGAUUGCCACACUGCUGCUGAACAGUGUGUAGUAUUUUCCCAGUCAGCUUUGCCAUACUGACAUCAAUCAUUUGAGAGAAAUUAUUCAGAUUUUAUUUUUAUAUCUGUGGUAACAAACAUUAACCAAAAGAUUUUCUGUUUGGAGGCUUCCCCCAGUGACCCUCCCCGCAAGCUAUUUGCUCACAUUAACAAAUGAAAGUGCCUGAAGCAUAAUUCAUUCUUUACCUGUAUACUAAAAACCCUGUUGUAUUGAUUUUUUUAUAAUAAGCCUUUUUACCUCUGUAAAAAUAUAUAUAUACAAGUGUAUGAUGUACAUUUUAGUUCUUAACUUUUUUUAUGGUUUCUAAUAUGUAUGACCAAUGUAGCCAUUGCUUUAAGAUGUACCAUGUAAAUACAAACACAUCCUACCAGA